Plenodomus lingam JN3 is the source of this 459-nucleotide messenger RNA. Lineage: Eukaryota; Fungi; Ascomycota; Dothideomycetes; Pleosporales; Leptosphaeriaceae. The record is from RefSeq and is a predicted model, not a curated record.
AUGGCCUGGAGGGACAAGCCAAAGGUCCACAUCAAGCCCGUGCGUACACUCAGCACACAGCACACUCAACCCCGCAAGAUGGCGUUGCGGCUGUCAACCGUGAUGUCAUGGCUGUCACCUCCACCAACUGACGGCACAACCCAUGUGGCUUUACGCGAGUCUCCCCCCCCGAUCACGCUUCUGCCAUCGGGACCAUCGGAUGAUGUCAAGACUGGCAUACCGGUACGCCAACUUAGCUGGAUGCUAUUCAAGUGGUGCAGGCGAUCCAGUCUACUGUGGACAUGCCCCCGAUGUGAUGAGGAUGCCCCGAGCUACGCUGUCUCGCGCGCUUUUGAGCAUUGGGUACGGUACGGUAGGUACCGGUACCGGAACAACCUCUUCGUUUUCAUUCUAUCCCGAUCUUCCGGCCAUUUCAACUUCACCAGCCUUGCUUUGCAGAAAUCAAAUGCGAAGUACUAG